UUCUUUUAACUGUGACAUACAGUAAGAGAUUUGAUUUCUAUACGGGAAGUAACAAAAGGAGAUUAUGUCAUUUCCUGUGUGCUUUUAGUGUUUCACCUCUUAUAACACUGUGGUCUAACUAACAUAUGCGCAACAACACAAGUUGAUUCCAUUUCCCCAUUGUGUGAAGCAAGACAUCUAUGCAGAAAAGGAACUGCCUUAUAAUAAAUAAUAAUAAUAAUUUUCCCAUCAUCUCCCCACAUCACUUUCCCACUGCUGUUAUACACAGCUGCCACAUAAAUAUGAGUCACAUGUGACGUGCAGAUUGACACGAAGGCUGUGGUUUCAAUCAAGUUCUCACAUGCGGCAGAGAACAACAUAUUUUAGCAACGUAUCUAAGCUCAGCAACAGACAGCAUCAAGGAUUCUUCUUUCCUUGUUAUGAGGUGCAGCUAAUGUCAGAAGAAAAGCAGAAGUAAGAAAGCACUACAGGAUGUGCUGAGAGCUAAUCGAGCAGACUAAUGUGAUAAUAAAGGCAGGGCAGAAACACACACACACACACACACACUAAACACGAGAUGAGCAGCUGUGAGACAGCCGUGUGCAAAGUCACCAAAGAGGAUGUGCGUUCAGAGGGAAGCCGACCGCCCAUUUCUAGAUAUCAAAAGCACACUAAACGGCGACGCUGCAGUGCCUCUUUGGUUUUCGUUUUGUUUUUCGGAUGACUUUUGGAUAUUGUGGAUCUGUGGGUACGUGUGAGUAUUGCCGCUUGGCUUUUGGAACACUUUGCUUUGCCUGAUCUAUCGAUAACAAAACUCACUUUAUAUUGUUGAACAAUAGCUUUUUGUUUUACAGCAUCCACAUCCUGUUUGAGAUACGCCUUUACGUGACUCCUUCACGUGACGCCUUUACGUGACGCCUUUACGUGACGUCUUAGUGCGUUGAUGUCUGUUCGCAACUGUACUUCUGCUUCUUUGACCCUUUGGAUUUGAACCAGAUACAGCGACAGUCAUGGAAUAUCAGUAGUUAAACUUUGGCGCUAGAGUUUUAUAAUUAAUCUGCGUGCUGUCCGAGUCAGACGAGGACACAGAAGUCGGAUGUUUUCACUUCUCUGAGCUUCAUUAGCUUGUAGCUGGCACACGUGCUUUGUCCGCUCCGAUGCCUUUAGCCAGACAUUCCGUUUUUGCAGCCAUGUUCUUCAUGCUCGUGGUGUACUCUCACCUAUUAGUGGCUGAUGCAAUAUUGGUGCAAAAUGUCAACACUUCUGUGGGACAAUCAACAUUACUAAACUGCACUCUCAUGAGCCGGACUCCCAUUGGCUUGAAGAAUCUACGCUUUUACUGGCAAGACGACAGACAGCUCGUUUUGUAUUCUUUUAAUGAAGGAAAGGAGAUGCCGGAGCACGUGGAUCAGCUUUAUGGAGAUCGGGUCACCGCCUUCCGACAGGACAUGACAACAGGAAACAUGUCUGUGCUGUUAAAAAACCCAACACUGCGAGACGACCAGAGGGUUUUCAAGGUUUUCGCGGCGGUGUUUCAUACCGGAACACCGAGAAGAUACAUACAUGACCACGAACAAAUCUGUGAAAUUACUUUACAUGUUGGAGUUCCUUACAGGAAUGUCAGUGUGGCUCUAAAUGAAGAAAGAGAGGCAGCAGUCUGUACAGCACAAGGAGGUUUUCCUGAGCCUUUGGUGACAUGGAAACUCCAGCACCUCGCCAGCGACUUCCAGCGCUCUGUAGACGUGAAGGACGUUCACACUACAGCAGUGCAAAACCAUCAGGAUCAUCUCUACAGCUGCAGAAGCACUAUGAACGUCACUAAAGGUCAGGAUCAAGCUGUGACCUGCUUCGUCCACAACCCCACCCUGAAUGAGACUUCGGCGGUCCGCUACACUUUAAACAAUGGAGCAGCAGAGAGGAGCUUCCCUUUCUGGGCUGGAGGUCUGAUGAACAUCGCUCUGCUGGUCUUUGUGUACGUCACAUUUUCCUUGUGACACGUCACUGGACAUAUGAGGUUUUUAGGUGCUAAAAUACAUAGUUGGGAUAUGACAGAUACAUUGGUUGGCUCAUAUUGGCCUAUAAUAUUUAUAUCAAUACUUUUUCUUUACAUAGGACAUAAUGGAGAUAAAGUGCUUGAGUAAUUUAUAAUAAUUAUCUUGGAUUAUAAUUAUUAUAAUUAUAUUAGAUUAUAAUUAUUAUGAGGCAGGGGGCUGUCCUCAGGAGAGUCCCGGUGUGUCCCAGAAGCUGACAAGAAACUGACGGCCUAAAAACCAUCUCAGGCCAUAAGAAUACUAACUGGCCAAGUACCUCAGCAUCUACAGGCCAGUGGCAUUGACAUCUCACCUCAUGAAGACACUGGAGAUGCUGGUCCUCACUCACCUCCUCCAUCUGGUGAGCCCAUCAAUGCACCCACUCUAGUUCACCUGUCAGCCUGGCAUUAGGAUGGAUGACGUAGUCACCUUCGUCCUGCACAGGGCCCCUCUCUCACCUGGACAAGCUUGGGAGGACUGUGAGGAUCAUGUUCUUUGAAACUUCUCCAGUGCUUUCAACACCGUACAGCCUGUGCUGCUCAGGGACAAGCUGGAGCACUCGGGGGGUGGACCAGCACUUUACAUUAUGGCUGCUGGACUACCUUACCAACCACCCACACUAGGUGAGGGCACAGAGUUAUGUGUCUGACAUGCUCCUGGCUCUGUUCCUUUUCACCCUCUACAUUGCAUACUUCAGUCAUCACUGAAGUAUGCACUGAAGGGCCAGAGCAGACUGUACCUACUGAGGAGUGCAGGGGGCACCACUCAGGACCUUUAUCCACUCUGUGUUGGCAUUGACCCUGUUUUAUGGACUGGUCUGCUGGGGCAACAGCGUCUCAACUGCAGACAGGAAGAGACUGAACAAAAUCAUCAAGAAGGCCAGCUCGGUCCUCAGGACCACCACCAUCACCUUGAUGCAGUGCAGGUGGUGGGAGAGAGAGGGCUGAGAGCCAAGCUGUCCUCUCUGCUGGAGAACAUCUUCUGCUGUGAGACUGUACAACCAGCUCUGCUGUCAGCAGUGUUAAUAAAGUGAGCAGUGUACACAAGGAAGGUACAGAGAUGUUUCUGGAUGGCGCACUUGAAGUCAUUUCCUGUUUUUGUGCCACGAGAGAUUCGCCGCUAUCCCGCCCCUUGAGGAGACCAGAGGCAGGUACUUCACGUGGACACAAGCACUGACACCAAAUUAAAUACAGGACCAUCCAUCCAUCCAUCUUCUUCCGCUUCAUCCCGAACUGGGUCGCGGGGGCAGCAGUUUGAGCAGGGAUACCCAGACUACCCUCUCCCCCCCUUCCUCCAGCUCUUCUGGGUGGACUCCAAGGCGU
Messenger RNA from Scatophagus argus, 3331 nucleotides. RefSeq names its product CD276 antigen homolog. The transcript has 5 exons. NCBI's taxonomy places the organism in Eukaryota, Metazoa, Chordata, Actinopteri, Scatophagidae. The record is from RefSeq and is a predicted model, not a curated record. The coding region runs from base 1137 to 1973 and encodes 278 amino acids.